CUCGGGCCGGCCCAGACGCGGCCUGGCUCGACGGGGGACGCCCCCGGGGCCCUAAUGCCCGCAGCGGCCUCGGCGGCGCUGCCUCGUGAGAGGACGUGGGGCAGCACUGACUCCUAGACCAUUCUCCCUGCUUUCCAGCAAUGGAUCCAAUGAUGGUGUAUUAGGUAAGAAGAAGAGACAAUGAAAGCCUUUUUAAAAAGUUCAGAUGGUGUUUUUAUGCUGAGAUCAAAAGUAACUACUAUAGGAAGACAUGAAGAUUCAGAUCUUGUUCUGAAGUCUGUAGGUAUUGAAGAUCACCAUGCAGUCAUUGAAUUCAGCGAUUCAGAAAACAGCUUUGUUCUUCAAGAUUUCAACUCUCUUCAUGGCACUUUCGUUAAUGAUUGCCAUAUACAGAAUGCAGCAGUGAAAGUGGGUGCAGGGGAUAUUCUGCGCUUUGGUUCAGGAGAAACAUCCUAUGAGCUAGUGAUAGAAAACACUUCUCAGCAGACGUCUUGCCCACCAAUGAAACGUCACACAGCAUGGCCCGGCCAGCUCCAGUUAAUUUCAGAGACAAAACUUUAUACCCCUUCAACAACUCCUCCUCAGCUUCCUUUCCUCCAGUCCCAGCACCCAUCCAGUGUUCACAACAGUUGGAUGCAUGGAACAAAUGGAACUACACCCCAUCCACCAAACAGAAGAAGACCUAUGAGUGCUUGGGGGAGAAGUAUGACGUCUUCUUUCUCUCCAGAUACUUUCAGUAGGCCUACUGCAGUCAGACAAGGAAAUGGACAAUCUGGAGCAAGUGGAGUUCCAUUAUCGGGAAGUCAUCAUAUGGAUUUACUUCUUCAGGAAAAGGAUGAAAUAAUUCUGAAAAUGAAAGAUGAAAUCAGUCAUCUCUUGCCUUUUGAAAGUGAGUCAAAACAUAAAGAUACAGUGAUAGCCAAUCUUCAGGAUGAAAUUGCAGUGAUGACAAAGAAGAUGGCUCAGGCUGCUAGGAAUGAUGUCGAAUUUACUCAAAAACUACUGACCUUUGAGCGAGAUAUUGAAGCAAAGAUGGAAGAGAUUAAAGCCUUGAAAGAGCAGAUCAGCAGUCUGCAGAGAGAUUCGAGCCAAGUCUUGUGCCAUUCCCUCUCUGAAAGAGACCUAGAAAUUGCAAACUUGAAAAAAGAGAGUGAGAAGUUAAGGAGGAACCAAGCUCUAACUACAGGACUGGUGACCAGUUUGCAAAGAGAUAUUUCAGCAAAGGAGCAGAGAAUACUGCAACUAAAACUGAAUGCAGAUAAACUAAAGAAGGAAAACAGGGAGAAGGAUAAUCAGCUUGCAGUCAUUUCUGCCAAGUUCCCAAGCAGUGAGAGGAGACCUCAAAAACCAUGCAUACUGGAUUUCUGUGACCAAGAAAUGUUCACCGAAUCCCCACUCGUCUGUGUACAUUCCCUUCAUUUCAGAUCUUUCCCCCCUGAACAUCACACUGAGUUGGCUGAAACAUGAGAGGGAUGAGUUGUGCAAGAUGCAUAUUUCUAGAUGAGAAGGAACAGUCAGUGGUGCAUGAGAGUGUACUGUUGAGAGUUUGACUGGUGGGUUUUUUCGGAGUACCACAAUAGCAUACUUGAAGAAUUCCUAAGGAGCAGGCAGCUGUAACAGCAAAAUACCAAUUCAUUAUAAGUAACCCAGUUGUCUUGCCUGUAAAUGAAGAAAUAUAUUUCCUCUCCUUUCCUUCUGAGUUAGAUUUUUGGAU
Messenger RNA from Gopherus evgoodei (Goodes thornscrub tortoise), 1714 nucleotides. RefSeq names its product forkhead-associated domain-containing protein 1-like. Gene Ontology annotation, molecular function: protein binding. Lineage: Eukaryota; Metazoa; Chordata; Testudines; Testudinidae. Bases 181 to 1467 code for a protein of 428 amino acids. The transcript is spliced from 10 exons. The record is from RefSeq and is a predicted model, not a curated record.